AUGCUGAAGAAGGUGGCCGCGAAGGCAUCAAAGACUCGAACUGCCGGUCUUGUCCGCAGGCUGCGAGGUCAGACAAACUCUGAUCUGGAGAACGAUGCCGGUGGGCCGUCCAGCUCUGAACCGGUCGAGGAUGUGGCGGAUGUCCAACCCGACGUCGCGCCCGUCGCGCUUGACGAAGAGCCUGAGCUCAUUAUGAACGUCGCAUGCGCGGAGCCAUGCCCGCAGCCUGAUGGCAGCACUCUUCUUGACAACCCAUUUGCCGAGUUUGACCGGCCUCUUGCCUGUGCGCAACCGUACGAGCCGAUUCCAGUGCCAGACUCGAUCUUUGACAACAUGCCGGUCUCGUGCGCCCAGUUGCCGCCCCACAUGCUUGCGUCCCCACCGUCGUGGUGGGCCGAUUCCAUCAAGAACAACACCGGGCUGACCUGCCCGACAGCCGAGUUUCCCUCGCUUGCCAAGCUCUGCGUCCGGUCUAUCCUUGACAAUGACGUGUAUGUUCGCGAUGCGCCGGGAGUUAACGACGAGGCGCGCGCCGCCGUCGCCGACGGCAUGCGGCGGUUCCCGUUCUACUCGCUCAAGGAGCCGUUGCUUGACGCGUGGUCGCCGCACGUCGUCGAGGCACUGCACGAGCCCAUUGCCGCUGCCGACCCAGCUACCGGCCCACAGCCUGUCAUCAACGUCUCGGUAGACCUCGUCGACUCGGCCAACCGCAUCUAUCAGAUGGCUCUCAUGAUCGACACGGUGGACGAGCUCGCACGCCAAGACAACGUGGAGCUUGCCAUGGACCGCUAUGAGAAGUUCCUCAAGCUCGAGUCUACCAAUGCUCGCGCCGGGGAACUCCGCUCAUCCCUGCGCUCGACAUCCUCGCUCGAGGCCGGACCUCGGGCGCGACACAAGCUCGUCGACCGUCGCGGUCCGCUCAUUGUGCUCGACAAGUUUGGCAAGCUCCUCACCGACGAUAGCGACUACGACGUUGAGGUUGCCCUCGAGCGGACGCGCACCGCCUGGCGCGAGGCUUAUGGCGAUGAGUACAUUGUCAAUCUCGCCGAAGUCUACCCGGACGGCGCCGCGCACCGGCCCGGCCUUGUCUCGGCCAACCUGCUCGCCACCAUGACGCCUGCCGAGGUUGUCCGCGAUCGCAAGUGGCUCGCCGGCCUUCACGUCGUGACGGGCGCCGAUGGCGCCGACGCGCUUGCUGCGGGCUACACCCCGUUCUUCCGCGGCCUUGUCCGGUCAUACGAGCGGUUCCUCUUCCUCGCCGCCAAGUACCCGGACCGGCGCUCGACGUUCAUCUCGGUCGCUUACGACGCCGAUCUCAUCUGGCAUGCGCAUCAGAUCUUCCCCUCGCUCUACGAACAGGACAUGGGCCGCAUCCUCGGCCGGGCCAUGGCCCACGUUCCCUGGCCAGACUACACCGCCGAGCAACAUGCGCGCAACACCUCGGAGCUCCACUCGGUCUGGACCGACGAGUUCCCUGACGACCCGUUCAACCACUAG
Thecamonas trahens ATCC 50062 is the source of this 1497-nucleotide messenger RNA. RefSeq lists its product as uncharacterized. The coding region runs from base 1 to 1497 and encodes 498 amino acids. The transcript has 4 exons. NCBI's taxonomy places the organism in Eukaryota, Apusomonadida, Apusomonadidae. The record is from RefSeq and is a predicted model, not a curated record.